Myotis brandtii (Brandt's bat) is the source of this 2660-nucleotide messenger RNA. RefSeq names its product prolyl 4-hydroxylase, alpha polypeptide I (gene P4HA1). The coding region runs from base 23 to 1639 and encodes 538 amino acids. The transcript has 14 exons. Gene Ontology annotation, biological process: peptidyl-proline hydroxylation to 4-hydroxy-L-proline. Gene Ontology annotation, molecular function: protein binding; iron ion binding; L-ascorbic acid binding. Lineage: Eukaryota; Metazoa; Chordata; Mammalia; Chiroptera; Vespertilionidae. The record is from RefSeq and is a predicted model, not a curated record. Gene Ontology annotation, cellular component: endoplasmic reticulum.
AGGUGUGUGAACCUGUAAAAUUAUGACUUCCAAGAUGAUCCGGUAUAUUUUAAUUGUAGGGAUUCUACUUCCCCAGUCUUUGGCCCAUCCAGGCUUUUUUACUUCAAUUGGUCAGAUGACUGAUUUGAUUCAUACAGAGAAAGAUCUGGUGACUUCCCUGAAAGACUAUAUUAAGGCAGAAGAAGACAAAUUAGAACAAAUAAAAAAAUGGGCAGAGAAGUUAGAUCGGCUAACUAGCACAGCGACAAAAGAUCCAGAAGGAUUUGUCGGGCACCCUGUAAAUGCAUUCAAGUUAAUGAAACGUCUGAAUACUGAGUGGAGUGAGUUGGAAAAUCUCGUCCUUAAGGAUAUGUCAGAUGGCUUCAUCUCUAACCUAACCAUUCAGAGACAGUACUUCCCUAAUGAUGAAGAUCAGGUUGGGGCCGCUAAAGCUCUGUUGCGUCUCCAGGACACCUACAAUUUGGAUACAGAUACUAUCUCAAAGGGUAAUCUUCCAGGAGUGAAACACAAAUCUUUCCUAACAGUUGAGGACUGUUUUGAGUUGGGCAAAGUGGCCUAUACAGAAGCAGAUUAUUACCAUACAGAACUGUGGAUGGAACAGGCACUCAGGCAGCUGGAUGAAGGCGAGGUUUCUACCACUGAUAAGGUCUCUGUUCUAGAUUAUUUGAGCUACGCGGUGUACCAGCAGGGAGACCUCGAUAAGGCACUUUUGCUUACAAAGAAGCUUCUUGAACUAGAUCCUGACCAUCAGAGAGCUAAUGGUAACUUAAAAUAUUUUGAGUAUAUAAUGGCUAAAGAAAAAGAUGCCAAUAAAUCUGCUUCAGAUGACCAAUCUGAUCAGAAAACCACGCUGAAGAAAAAAGGGGUUGCUGCGGAUUACCUGCCAGAGAGACAGAAGUACGAAAUGCUGUGCCGUGGGGAGGGUAUCAAAAUGACUCCUCGGAGACAGAAAAAACUCUUUUGCCGCUACCAUGAUGGAAACCGGAAUCCUAAAUUUAUUCUGGCUCCAGCCAAACAGGAGGAUGAGUGGGACAAGCCUCGUAUUAUUCGCUUCCAUGAUAUUAUUUCUGAUGCAGAAAUUGAAAUUGUCAAAGAUCUAGCAAAACCAAGGCUGAGGCGAGCCACCAUUUCAAAUCCAAUAACAGGAGACUUGGAGACGGUACAUUACAGAAUUAGCAAAAGUGCCUGGCUCUCUGGCUAUGAAAACCCUGUGGUGUCUCGAAUUAAUAUGAGAAUACAAGAUCUAACAGGACUAGAUGUUUCCACAGCAGAGGAAUUACAGGUAGCAAAUUAUGGAGUGGGAGGACAGUAUGAACCCCAUUUUGAUUUUGCACGGAAAGACGAGCCAGAUGCUUUCAAAGAGCUGGGGACAGGAAAUAGAAUUGCAACAUGGCUGUUUUAUAUGAGCGAUGUGUCCGCAGGAGGAGCCACUGUUUUUCCCGAAGUAGGAGCGAGUGUUUGGCCCAAAAAGGGAACUGCUGUUUUCUGGUAUAACCUAUUUGCCAGUGGAGAAGGAGAUUAUAGCACACGGCAUGCGGCGUGUCCAGUGCUAGUUGGAAACAAAUGGGUGUCCAAUAAAUGGCUCCAUGAACGUGGACAAGAAUUCCGCAGACCGUGCACCUUGUCGGAGUUGGAAUGACCCAUAGACGUCUCUUCCUCUCCUGCUGCCCUCGGAUGUGUCUGACACACAGUCCCCGUCUUAACUGUCAAGAGUUUACAAGUGACUAACAUACACUCCAUGACUGAUUCGUUAUGAACCUCAUCCCGUGUUUCAUCUGUGGACAAUCACUAACUUUGUGGGUUUUUUCUUUUAAAAGUAACACUAAAUCACCACAUUGUACAAUAUAAAACCUUAAAGUUCAGUUGGUAUCACAGAGGACAAAGCAAGGCAGUUAAAAAUGAGGAAUUUUUACAUUUGUUAAAGAACAUUCUGGUUAGAUAAAAAAAUACACCUUACGCAUCUGAUGAUAGCAUAGCACUGCAUCUCAGUUGGUGGGUGGUCGGGUAGAAUGGGCCGUGCGAUUAAGGAAGAGAUGCCUGUAGUGUGUACCUGGUACUGUGUUUACGUCCUAGUCUGUCUUAUUUUCCGGAUCUGCCGAAGACUAGGAAUAAACUAGGCCUCUAAUCUCGGUUCCAUACAAUGUGUGCCCCUCCCUCCACUUUCUAAGUAGAUUUUUUCCUCCCAAGUCCUUUUUAAAGAAAGUAUAUUGUAUUUUACCAAUCCCCUUUUCCUCUCAUAGCUCCUUUGAGGAGAAUUAAAUCUGUGUGAGGUAAAAUACUUUGAUUUAAAAAUUAACAGAAAGCCCUAUAUAACAACACUGGGGCUUCUUAACUAAACUGAUCAUCACUUGGUCUGUUUCUUUGUCCUUUUCCUAAAUGACUGAUGAUUUUGUCCAUAAAAUUUGCUGUUUUUCUUAAUGCUAAUACCUUGCCUCUUAUUCUUGCUACAGCAGGGUGGUGAUACUGGCUUUCUGAUUAAAUAUUGUGCCUUAGGAGACUGGAAAUUUAAAAAUGUACAAGUCCUUUCAAUGAUGAGAAAUUGAUUUUUUUUAAAAAAGAUCUUUUUUCCUAAAAAGCCAAAAUGUUUGUUUCUUCAAUUCUGAAAUGUGUUGUGACAAUGAUGACAUAUUUAUGAUCUUAAAUCUUUUUUUAAAAAUGUU